AUGCCAGCAGACUCAAAACCAUCGACUGCUACUCGUCACAGGUCGCAACGCCGCGACGGACAGAAACCAUCGUCACACACUACACGACCACUCAAGCGUCGAUCAGAGACUCCAGGAUCAAAUGUCAAUAAAAUUUCAAUUGGAAAACCAGGCGAGACUAAACAUAUAGGCAGUAGCAAAAAGCGUAAGCGCAUGUCAAGUCCAAACACGAUCAAAGUCGCCCCAUCAACCACCAUUGUAUCCGAUGCAGACCUAUCGACUGAUGCAACUCUCAUGACUGCAGAUAUACAAACAUCAUCUCCGCAAGCCGCUUCAUCCGUAUCUUUACAGUCAAAACGAUCUCGCCGUCUUCCUCGAACUCUUGCUGACUGUGGUGUGGAUUACAUUGAUCACCAAUCAGCUCCCUAUUUGGAUCGUGAAGGACCAACUCAAUACACAUCAUUAAUCAAACACCUUCUUUCGGCCAAACUUCAACAGAUAAUGACUCCAAAGCCUAGUUUGCGUCUUAUUAUUGUAUGCUCAUCUGCCGAACGCACGUUGGAGAUUAUCAAGGGGUUAAAAGUACAUUUGCCAAAUGUAAGAAUACUAAAGCUUUUUGCUCGACAUAUCAAAUUAGAAGAGCAAGUUGGAUUAGCAAACUCCAAAAUGUUUCCCAUUGGUGUCGGUACUCCACACCGAAUAGCAAAACUCUUAAUGGAAGAUGCAGCUCAACCUGGACUAUCUAAACUCAUGCACGUCGUGUUUGAUCAAUCUUGUAUGGAUUCAAAGAAACUGCAGCUGUUUGAUUCUGCUGAUAAAGAAUUGGCCGAGAUUUUGGCAAUUGCUACCCAAUCCAAGUGGGGAUUGCAUGGAGUAUAG
This is a messenger RNA of Batrachochytrium dendrobatidis JAM81, 858 nucleotides long. RefSeq lists its product as uncharacterized. The record is from RefSeq and is a predicted model, not a curated record. Gene Ontology annotation, cellular component: 90S preribosome; nucleus. Lineage: Eukaryota; Fungi; Chytridiomycota; Chytridiomycetes; Rhizophydiales. Bases 1 to 858 code for a protein of 285 amino acids. The transcript is spliced from 2 exons.